Molecule: messenger RNA, 2233 nt
Organism: Momordica charantia (bitter melon)
Lineage: Eukaryota; Viridiplantae; Streptophyta; Magnoliopsida; Cucurbitales; Cucurbitaceae
Product: E3 ubiquitin-protein ligase AIRP2
Biological process (GO): protein ubiquitination
Molecular function (GO): ubiquitin protein ligase activity
Source: RefSeq, a predicted model, not a curated record
CCUUCUUUGUUUCUCAAAUCAACGAAGAUGGAGAAAUUCGGUGGAAACGAAACGCCAAUGGUGACAGCAGAAAUCGUUAAAGACAGGCGAUGGGCGUCACUGGUUGAGAACCACUUCCAGCUUUCGGUUGGAAUAAAAUGGCGCCAUCAAUCUUGUGUAAGAAGCACGGUUAAGUUGCCAUGGAAGGAAACUCUGACUUGGAACCAAUGCAAUCUCCAAAUUUUCAGUUGGGAAAGUUAAGAAACAAGGGCCAAGGAUUGGGAGGUGCUGUUGAAUGAGAGGGAAGCUAUCCCUUUCUUUUCUUAAAGUGUCAAAGGUUUGAAGUUUCAAAACAAAGCAAGGAUCCUCUCUCUGUAUUUCUUUAUCAUUAGUUUUGUUCUAUCAGAUUCUAAGGAGAAAGAGAAUGUGGCCAAAACAGCCCAAAAGGAAUUCAUUUAAAGAAUCUGUUAAAGCUGUUGAAGCUGAUAUACGACAUGCAAAUAGCUUGGCAGCUAUGCUUUCGAGAGAUUACGGUGGAUUUUGCAUUCAAAUGAGAUUGCAUUACAGCCCAUUUGCUCCAUUUCUUCUUCAUUUGAUUGAAUGGAUGGAUUACAGUUGCACAGAUUCUAUUCCAAGUUUCUUGGGCCUUUUCCACAUACUCUUGUACAAGGUGUACGUCGAUGGGAAGCCACUAGUGUUGCCAAGAGAAAGAAAAGCCACUCUCAGGGAGUUCUAUGGUAUGUAUUUCCCUUCUAACUUUUGCUUCUUCGGAGACAAACUGAUCAGUUUCCAGUUCAUUUAUUGUGUAACCAUUGCAGCUGUAAUAUACCCUUCACUUAGGCAACUUCAAAGUGGGCAUGUCUUGCCGAAAGAAGAGACUUCGCAUAGGAAGAGAAUAGAAGAUGAAAGAAAGAUAUCUGAUGAAGAUCUCGAAAGAGACGAAGAUCUUGAGAGAGAUGAAGAAUGUGGGAUAUGCAUGGAGAACUGCAGAAAUGUUGUCUUGCCAAAUUGUGGCCAUUCAAUGUGCCUGAACUGCUUCCAAGACUGGAGCACGAGAUCGCGUUCCUGUCCUUUCUGCCGUAGCUGUCUAAACAGGUUGAGCUCGGGGGAUUUGUGGAUUCUUACAGGCGAUACCGACAUCAUCGACUCUGAAACUCUUGCCAAGGAGAAUCUAUUACAUUUCUACCUUUAUAUUGAAAACCUGCCACUAUUUGCGCCAGACAUUAAUAUUUUUGUACCAGAUUACAUGUUCUGAGCUUUACAUCAGAAGAAUGAAGGACAAUCUACUUGUGCUGGCUACCACUUGUACAUAACUUCAACUGAGAAUGUGGUACAUAGCAUGGGAGUAAAAUUCUAGCAAUGUACAGAUUGGAAGGUAGGAAAUAUUCAGAUCAGAUACAGAUUACAUUGGUUCUGCAUAGGAGCUGUGAAGAACUAUAUUGAAUUUCUAAUGUCACACGUGUAAAUUCACGAGAUUGCAGGAUAGAGAGAGAACACUUCAAUGUAUGAUUCCUGGUGCUAAUCCAAUGGUCUUCAUUUCUCCUUUCCCAGUGUUUUAUUCAUCAUUAAAUUGCAAUCAAUAACUUAAAAUAUAGAUUUUAGCCUCUGAACAUGUUGUGGUCCUGUGAAAGACAAAACGAUGUACUAUCAGAAGUAGUUUAAAAAAGAUGUUGAGCGUCGCACUGUGCGAUCAGGGAGACCACUGGUGGCUGGUGUUGCAUUUAAACAAUCACAUUCCCAUAUAUGUUUUCUGAUUAUCUUCUGGUUGGAUGUUUUCUGGUUCGAGUAUAAGGCUAAUCAAUUUAAUCAGCGAAGAACAAAAUGAUUUCCGAUUCUUGAGGGUUCUGUGUCCAAAUAGCUCACUUGGGUCUGAUUUAGAUGCAGUAAAAUGAUGAAAGUUUCCUGCUUUCAGGGCAUCCAUUAUGUUAACGCACAAGUAUUGACUCUAUUGCUCUAACAAGGCUGCACAAAGAUGACCAUCUAAAAAUGACUUCCACUUUGAAAAAUUAGUAUUUUGUUUCACCUUUCGAAGUCUCGAACAGGAACUUUGGCUUUCCAAUCAGCUGUAUUUGCUGCAAUUCUCUACAAAAUUGAAGCAGUCUAAACCAGAACUCCAAAUCACAGAGAAUUUGUAGGCCACGAUAUCAUUCUGUAAAUGCCAAAUGUUACAGCGAAGCUUUGUUGAGUGGAUAACAAAAUGCAAGAACUUUUAUAUCUUCUUUACUGUUUACAUCACGUACUAGGUGAAUCAAAA